GUCCGCCUACCCCUUUCUUUCGAAACUCCACGCGUACGCUGCGCCAUCCUCCCCUGCGCAUGCCGCCGCUGCCCUCAAGGCCGCCACCUCCGCCUCCGCCGGCCGCGCUCCUCCCCUGGCUGCGCGCGCUUCCCUCCCGCACGCCCGAAUCUCCUUCCCCUGUGCGCGCCGCCUCCUCCGCCCGUCUCCGCCUCGGCCGGCCAAGAUCCACGGACGAGCCGGUGAUCCCCUCUAUUCGGCGGCCCAGCCCCCUCGCUCCGUCGCUCGUCUUCCUCCUCGCGCGAGCGCCUCCACCGCAGGAAAAUGAUUGAAACUGUGUAUACGGAACAUUUGAAGGGAAGGAAGGUGCUGCUUGAGACGCCCACUGGUUUCGCAAUCUUCGUUGUGAAGGAUUUUGCUUUCGAACAAGACAAGAAUAUCUGGGUGCACUUCUCGGAUCCAGAAUGCGCAAUUCAGGCUCUUUUUGCCUUGGGCUUCAAAAAAGUUGAUAACAAAUCUGCUGCUCGGAAUGGUGAUGCUGGUCCUGGAAAGGACCUGGUGCAACUUAUUAUGAAAUUCUGCAGGACUGGAGAGACAUUAAUUGUUCAAGAUAAGGAACUUAAAGCUUCUAUCGAGAAAAAGGGUAUCAAAUGUAGAUGUGAUGGAUAUGAUGUUGGUGAGGUGAUAUGGGGGAUAAAAAAUGUUUUGCAUGCAUUUAUACGCGAAGAAGAGCGCAAUAUAACACAGGAAUAUUGUCUUCCAGUGAGCAAGGGAUUGCAAGAGGCCUUACAAUAUUAUGUAGUCAAUAUCCCGCCAAGAAUGGUUGACAAAACUUUCAUAACCAAAUUUGGUUUCCUGUGCUACCUUGACAUGAACCUAGAGGGUUUUCCAAAGGAAUUGUCGAGGUCAUUUGAUGAGUAUGUUGGGAUUGGUGAUACUAUUAAAGAUGGCUUGGACUAUGCGAAAGUGCUUGCAAUGGCACUUGUUCCUGACUUGGUGGAAAAAUGUGGUUUCUCUAAGACAUUUUCUCAUGAUUUGGAAUCAAAGUUGCAUCAGGCUAAGCUGUUUCAAGCUAAUCGUAAAGAUGACCUUACUAUGCAUGACUUGGAAAAGAUAAUGGGAUACCUUGAUUACCUCUUGUAUGUUCCUCAGCUGAGAGACAAGAUUAUUAUGGAUGUGAAGCUUAUGGAAGCGACACUUCUCAGAUCUCUCAAUGCAGUCCAAAGGGUUAAUGUAUGGGAACCUGUAGAUUUCAAUAAAAUGAAGUUCAGGAGGGUGCUGCUCGAGACUCCCUCAGGUUUUGCUAUAUUUAAUGUUCGUGAAGAUUUGUUUUGCAAUCUAAGAAUAUCUGGACUUAUUUUGCAGAUAUACAUGGUGCACGCAAAGUACAGUAUCUCUGAAAACUCAACUUAUAUUUUUAAUUUCGUCCAUUGCUAAUUUGUUUGUUCAUCCCGUAUGGGAUCAAGUUACAUAGGAAACUCUUCUUUUUUUAAUGUCUCUUGAGGAGCAAUCAUGCUUCCAUCUCUCCUCGCAAUUUAAGUUGGGACCUGUUUGGUGGAUCUCCCAAAGUCAAUUGCUCCUCUGCCGAAAGGCCGUUUCCAGGAAUCACUCUAUAGAAUUGACUCUCUGAAAUGAACUAAGAUAUUGGGUGCUGAAAAAAACAGCUUCUCCUGAUUAACUUCAUUCCUUAUUCCUCCGUAGAAUCUCCCCAGAGAAUCACUUCUAGGUCAUCUCUACCAAAAAGGCCCUCAGUAGUACACCAUCAGUUGUAAUGGUAAGAUCAGUGCCUGAUUGGCUAUUUGGGUGGGUCUAAAUGGGACAAAUUGGCUAAGUACUGGGUAGGUUCGGUAGGUAUAGCCACUUUGUGCGUCCAUAGCAAGGCUUGGCACUCAGCUUUACAGCAUUGCUAAGAAGACUGUUACUUCUAACUGACAUAAAGCAUCUAAUUAACCUAACCUUGGUAGGAUAAAUUGACUAGAUAUCUGGGAUGGAUGAUGCACGCUCUGUAAUGCCCUGCCAAGGAGAAAAUACUUUUACUUCCAAUCACAGGACAUGCCGUACCAUCUUCCUGUAGUUUGAUGGUCAAACAUAUUUCCAAAAAGGCUUUGUUCUUGUUGUUACUUUGAUUAGAAUCAUUUUGAUCAUGCUGCAUUUAUCAGCAUUUAUCUUCUCCAUUUGAACCGCGCAGGGCUCUAAUAUUUUUUAUGUGUCACCCACUAUCAUAUUCUGAUGAAUGUUGUUUUGGAUUAUGUCAGAUUGUCUUUGCCAUUGGUUUUGUAAGUGUUGAUGAAAAAUCUGUUACCCGUAAUAGUCAUGAUGGCCCUGGUGACAAACUGGAACAGCUCAUUCUUAGAUUCUGCAAUGCUAAAAGGGAAUUGGUUGUUCAAGAUACACAGCUUAAAGCUGUUAUCGAAUCAAAACUUUUUCUCAGGAUGUCAAAUGCUGGACAGGUGACCAAGUUGUGGAAGAGGUUAUUUGGGGAUUAAAGUAUGUCAUGCCUCAUUUUAUAUUGGAGGAAAGGAAUAAGAUUACUGAUAACUAUUUUCUCCCACUGAGCAAGCAACUGCUAGAGGACCUGCAAACAAAUCGAAUCAAUGUCUCCACAAGUGAGCUUACUGCAGGUAUCAUAAAUCUGUUUGGUUACGUGAAAGUUCUUGACAAAAUCCUCAAGAAACUUUCUAAGGCUUUAUGCACCAAAUGCGAUUGUUAUUUUUCUGAUAUCAUAGUCAGUGAAGAUGAUAUGACCUAU
Molecule: messenger RNA, 2728 nt
Organism: Brachypodium distachyon (stiff brome)
Lineage: Eukaryota; Viridiplantae; Streptophyta; Magnoliopsida; Poales; Poaceae
Product: probable nucleolar protein 5-1
Exons: 11
Coding region: 304-1416 (370 amino acids)
Cellular component (GO): small-subunit processome; box C/D methylation guide snoRNP complex
Molecular function (GO): snoRNA binding
Source: RefSeq, a predicted model, not a curated record